This is a messenger RNA of Mycena indigotica, 1209 nucleotides long. RefSeq lists its product as uncharacterized. The record is from RefSeq and is a predicted model, not a curated record. Bases 1 to 1209 code for a protein of 402 amino acids. The transcript has 2 exons. Lineage: Eukaryota; Fungi; Basidiomycota; Agaricomycetes; Agaricales; Mycenaceae.
AUGGUCUCUGGUGGCUUAGGCUCUCGCCGCGUCAGCAACCUCCAAAACGCCCGUCCCUCCCCAUACUAUGGUGGUGCUGGAGGCUUGAUGGGGCCCUCCAAAACUUUCGCAUCCCGCAUUCGGUCCAGUUUCCAUCAGCAAUCAGGCCAUAAACGAUCUCGGACAGCUCAUACUGCGAAACGGCUCGCGAAGCACAAAGCAGCGGGGAAGACCGGAACAAGCAAGGCAGGCCAGGCGAAACCGAACUUCGAGUUCAAUGUCACCUCCGUAGGCGCGCCUCCAGAAAUGGCCGACAUCGAAAUGGGCGACGCCACCACAUCGGAACCAGCAAUGUCGCGAAGUACAAAACGAUAUCGCUUUCCCCGAGAGCUACGGCGCCCACCUGUGAAGGAGAUCCCCAAGGAAACGCUGUUGAAGAUUGACCCAGAGUUGCAUGAUGUCGAUGUUGAGUAUGUUCGUGACUGUGUGGAGGAUAUGGGUGUUGGGUUGCUCAGAACAGCGUUAAAUAUCAAGCUUGAUACACCCAAAGAUGCUCUUCCGCCAUCCAUCACCGUCAAGCUCAACCUCGAUCCCACAACGGCACAAUAUCCUCCGCCAACACAUAUGCUCGCCAUCCAUACCAACACCCAGACUGCCGCUCCUCGACGAAUAACCCUUGUGCCAUGUCACAGUAUGGUUCUCGCGCUUCAUUGCGCCAACCUCCCGCCGUUCGCCGAACUUGGCUCGAUCCCGCUAUACUUCCCGGGUGAUGACUCCUCAGUCACAUUGCCCGUCCAGCCUCUCCGUGUACCCCACCCCCCUACUUUCGCUCCUCUGACAUCGUUCUUAUACACACAACGGACGGAACCUCUGCUGAAAUCGCUGUUCCCCAGCCCUCCACCAUCCGAGCUUCAAGUUGUGACCAGCGACAGCAGCCGUCAAUUCGCGAGCCAUCUCGCACAGACCUAUACCCCUCAGGCUUUGCUGACCCACGCUCUACGCGUCCAUGGGCUCUGGCAAAACACCGUGGCCCUUGGAGUCCACACCGACGAGCUCUGGGACGCAAUCGACCUCGCAUGGGAGAUCCUUUUGACCGCCAUCGGUUUCGCGACCGGCACAGAGAUCGAUUUGCUGACGCCUCCAACGCCCGACGAACCCACUUCACUAACGUCCUCACCUGUACCUGCACCGACCCUUACUACGCCUGCGAUCGAGACUGCUGACCCAUAA